AUGGAUCCCAACGCGAUGCACAUCCAGAUGCCCACGACAACCAAAGCAUCCUCCUCUCAGGAGGAUACGAAGCCACGGCCGAUAAACGUCGCCACGGCGACACCGCCGGCGGACAAGACGCUGUCGAGCGCGUCGGACCUCCUGAAGCUCCUGCCGACCGGCACCGUGCUGGCCUUCCAGGCGCUGGCGCCGUCCUUCAGCAACCAUGGCGUGUGCCACGCGGUCAACCGGUACCUCGUCCUGGCACUCAUCACCGCCUGCGCUGUGUCUUGCGUGCUGCUGUCCUUCACCGACAGCCUCGUCGGCUGCGACGGCAAGCUCUACCAUGGCGUGGCCACCUUCUGGGGUUUCUACCCGUUCAACUUCACGGGCACGCGCGCCGAGCGGGAAGCGACGUUCAAGGACCUGUCCCGGUUCCGGAUCACGGCGCUCGACUUCGUGCACGCGUUCUUCUCGGCCCUCGUGUUCCUGGCGGUGGCGCUCGCCGACGCCAGCAUACAGGGGUGCCUCUUCCCGGACUCCGGGCAAGACGUGCGGGAGCUGCUGGUGAACCUGCCGCUGGGGGCAGGCUUCCUGUCCAGCAUAGUUUUCAUGAUCUUCCCCACAACUAGGAGGAGCAUCGGUUACACGGACAUGGCGCCCCACGCGCAGUGA
Phragmites australis (common reed) is the source of this 654-nucleotide messenger RNA. Its product is annotated as protein DMP2-like. The record is from RefSeq and is a predicted model, not a curated record. Gene Ontology annotation, biological process: endomembrane system organization. Lineage: Eukaryota; Viridiplantae; Streptophyta; Magnoliopsida; Poales; Poaceae. The coding region runs from base 1 to 654 and encodes 217 amino acids. The transcript has a single exon.